Messenger RNA from Calidris pugnax (ruff), 2174 nucleotides. It is a transcript of the gene PPM1K, whose product is annotated as protein phosphatase, Mg2+/Mn2+ dependent 1K. The record is from RefSeq and is a predicted model, not a curated record. Bases 185 to 1306 code for a protein of 373 amino acids. Gene Ontology annotation, biological process: protein dephosphorylation. Lineage: Eukaryota; Metazoa; Chordata; Aves; Charadriiformes; Scolopacidae. Gene Ontology annotation, molecular function: cation binding; protein serine/threonine phosphatase activity. The transcript is spliced from 7 exons.
GGAAGGAGGAAAGGAACGCGGCCCGCUUCUCGGCUCCGGGGAGGCCGCCGCUUUCGCAUCGCUGGGGCGCAGCUCCCCGCCAUCGCCGACCGGGCUUUUCUGAGGCUUCUCAUUGUUCUCCUCAAAGACGCUCUCCAGCAGCCGCGUAUCUUGUCUUGCUGAUCUUUUAUCGCGAAGACGAGUUAUGUCAACAGCUACCUUAAUUAAUUUGGUACGAAACGGAGGGUACCAAGUGAGGAGGAGAGCCGUGCUGACGUCCCGCCUCUUGCAAGAGGAGAAGCGUCCCACCGCCGCCGCGUCCUACAGCUCCACCUCCGAGCGCCGCGCCUCCCGCUUCGAUUCGGAUGGGAGCGGGCGACCCACCACCUGGGACACCUUUGGCAUCUGGGACAAUCGCAUCGACGAACCCAUCCUCCUCCCACCCAGCAUCAAGUAUGGCAAGCCCAUCCCCAAAGUCAGCCUGGCCAAGGUGGGCUGCGCCAGCCACAUCGGGAAGCGUAAGGAGAACGAAGACCGGUUCGAUUACGCUCAGCUGACGGAGGAUGUGCUGUACUUUGCGGUUUAUGAUGGACAUGGCGGGGCAGCAGCGGCAGACUUCUGUGAUAAGUACAUGGAAAAAUAUAUUAAAGAAUUUCUUGCUCAGGAGGAGAACUUGGAGAAUGUUUUGACCAAAGCUUUUCUAGAAAUAAACAAAGCAUAUGAAAGGCAUGCUAAUCUCUCUGCUGAUGCAAGUCUGAUGAGCUCCGGGACCACUGCAACAGUGGCUCUGCUCCGGGAUGGUAUCGAGCUGGUUGUGGCAAGUGUGGGAGACAGUCGUGCCCUGCUGUGUCGAAAGGGAAAGGCUAUGAAACUCACCAUUGACCAUACUCCAGAAAGAAAGGAGGAGAAAGAAAGGAUUAGGAAGUGCGGUGGCUUCGUUGCCUGGAACAGUCUGGGACAACCUCAUGUGAAUGGUAGACUUGCAAUGACGCGGAGCAUAGGAGAUUUGGAUCUUAAAAACAGUGGUGUGAUAGCCCAGCCAGAAACAAAAAGGGUGAAGUUGCAUCACGCAGACGACAGCUUCCUGGUCCUGACGACAGACGGGAUUAACUUCAUUGUGAACAGCCAGGAGAUCUGUGACUUCAUUAACCAGUGCCACGAUCCUGCUGAGGCUGCCCAUGUUGUCACUGAGCAGGCAAUGCAGUUUGGCACCGAGGACAACAGCACGGUUGUCAUAGUGCCCUUUGGAGCGUGGGGGAAGUACAAAAACAGCGAGAUCAACUUCUCCUUCAGCCGGAGUUUUGCUUCCAGCGGGAGGUGGGCGUGAAGACCUGCCCCCAGCUAUCUUUUCCUGCCACAACCUGGACACUGGCGUGCUACAGGAGAACACAUCCAUCUGUUCAUAGGUUGACUCAGUCUCUUGUCCAUCUCUUCCUGGUGUUCUAGAAGAUGCCACUGUUCCCUCGGUGCAUCGUGCCCCGUCGUUGCUUAUAGCUGUUGCCUUUUGCUGCGUUUAUUUAUUAUUCCAGUUGGCAUUGAGGCAGCUAUUGGGUUGGGUUUGCAGUCCCAGCAGCUCUGCACAUCCCUUAGGCCCCGUUAGAUGAGGCUCUGGGCUUUCACUGAAGGCUGGAGAUGUUGCACAAUUGUCUCCUACCGGCUCGCGUUACCCAGGACCCUUAGUUCCCUGGCAGCUGUGUGAGUCUUGAGUCUCUGAGCCACGUGCUGGGCUUCUUUGUAUGUUCAUCCACGGGGGAACAAAGGCACAGUGUUCUUAGGUAGACCAAAAGCAGGUUUGUUGUCUUCCGGCCAAAACUCCCCUGCGCUUCAGAAGAAGCAGAUGAAAAAUAAGGGAGAAGUUUCCCAAGUGUUUAGGUUCUGAUGCCAGUGGCAUUUAAGCGUAGCUGAACAACUUCCUGAGGCAGUGCUGCUCUGCAGGGCUUUGGGCUCUCACCACCAUCAUCUUCUCAUCCUCUAGCUCCAAGGAGAUGGAGCAGGCUGGAGCCACGUGCCAUUGGACGGGUGGGAAUGUUUCUCCAUGGGGUCCAAAGCCUGUAGGGUCUCUGUGGACCACGCAGCAGCCCUUUGCACUUGCCUUUGGUGUGCCAGUGCUUGACAGGAGCACAGAGGAGGGAAAAAGCUGCAUAUUUUUGAUAGCCAGAGAUUCUCAUCAACUUGAAUUUCUUUCUUUUUUUUUU